This is a messenger RNA of Haemonchus placei, 306 nucleotides long. Lineage: Eukaryota; Metazoa; Nematoda; Chromadorea; Rhabditida; Trichostrongylidae. The record is from the annotation of a GenBank genome assembly.
AUGGCAAGAAAUCAUGCUGAGAGAGAAAGGAGCUUGUGGCAGACCGGAGGUCAUGUUGAAAGAAGCCGCCAUCAGGAAGGCUGAGUCCCUCUUGACCCAAACGAUUCUAGCUAAGGAGAUUCCGCGCUGGAAUACCUGCGAACAUUACGUACACAUUGAAGCUACUCUACAAAGGAAAGGUCGAGAAAAACAAACAAUUCAGUGAAAGGCAGAACGGUGCCAACAUACCCACGCCCUUCCUGGGACAAGGUGGGGAAGAGAAACGAUAACACCCCCCCCCCCCGACUUUGGCGAAUUUGGCUUUAG